UCGUAGCUAAAUGCUAGAUUUAGCUACGUAAAUUGUUCGUGAGUCAGGAACAUGUGUGAAUAACAAGCACAUAUUAAUUAUGCUAAAAUUUAAGAUAAAUAGAAGUUUAUAUGUAAAUAUUAGAUCCAGUGAUAGAUGAACAAAUCUGAAUUCUGCCGAGUUUCAAACUAAAUUGUUCUCUUGAAUUCGUUAUCUGAUAGAGAAUGAUUACGAUGCGUCCCUACCAGUAUUCAGCCCUGAUCGGACUGACUUUCUAUUGAUAGAGUUGAAAUAUCAGGGUCUCAGUAUUAUUUCCAUAGAUAAUUGAGGUGCAACUCUCACAAUAAUUGUGUAUCUUAGAUGUUACAAUGCCGCAUAAGCGCGGCGAGAGCUCAGGCUCGGACUGGGACAGCAUCACCGAGCAGCCAUCCAUUCUGGCGCCGGUACCUUCGCUGCCAAGCCCGAGGUCCCACAGACUCCCUCCGCAACAGACAGACGAGCUGAGAAGCUGCCGGGCAAAGCAAGAAAAGGUGUGAGCUACAAAGCACCCGAUGAAGAUUCCGGAGAUGAGUCAGGAACCGACAAUCCCAUAUAUGCCAAAGUUUUGCGCAAAAAACUUUCCAAGGAUUCUUCUCCUGAAGUUCAAGAUAAAUCCCCAAAGGAAAGUUUUUCUAACAAUGUGCCUGCCAGCAUUUCAGGAGAAACAAUCUCGCCGUCUAAAUUGGUGCCAGCAAAACUUGCUCUUCCAGGAACAAAACAUCCUAAGCCAAGUCCAAGAUUCAGCGUCACGACCAGGACACGAGACAUCAACAUCGAGGAGGGAAAGCUCGGUGUUGCCAAUAUGACGUUCGUCGGUGAUUCGGAAGAGGCGCUACUGCCUGAAAAUUUUUUGGACCCUGGACCUGCGUUAGCAUCUCCGAAACGCACAUCGUUGCCAGCUGUGGACCCAUUCGUUGCCAGAUGCAAGUCAAGCGACGCUGUGAAGGGCUCGAAGGUCAUGGAGUCCAACAUGGAGACGAGACUAGACAUCGCCCUGGCAACCUGCUGCUCAUGGUUGGGUCUCCCCUUUUCCUUCCUGGCACUCUUUUUGCACCACUCCAUUCGGUUGAUUCUGCAACGGAUAUUCAAGCCACUUGUGCUGGACUCCAUUGGACUCGUCCUCAACCUGGGGCUUCGUCCGGCAACGAACGCAAUUUACUUUCCACUGACUGCUUUCCUGACUUCAGUGACAUCUGCGGCUGGCAGCGCCGUGUCGCAAUGCAUCGCUCCUUGCAUCGACUUGCUGCGCGCCACCAGACUGGUCGAGAUCAAUCUUUAUGGGCCGUCUCCUCGGUGCUACCAACUAGGAAAAGACAGAACUCAAAAUCAUUCUCUUCAUCAAGUGUAGAGUGUAUAAAAAAAUCAGCCAGGCUUUUCGAAAUAAAUCUUAAUUUUUCUGCUCCUAAGUGCUACCAGCACCGCGGAUGAUUUUUCUCUUCGACGCUCACACGAAUUUGAAAAUUCCUUCAGUUAUCGGGACAGGUUGACAUCUGACGUAAAUUUCUGAUGUGACAUCUACCUAAGGGCCCUAAUAUUAUUGAGCACAUAUAUUGACGACUGCCUUCUGUCUGGCACAUGGCCUCGAUAGUGGUAUUGAUGUAUACUUAAUAUGGUUGAGGGUAUAGUAUCGAUGACUAUUUGACCAGCCAAUAUUAGUGGGAGUAACAUUGAUUUCUACUAGUUACGUUAAGAGUGGCCUGAUAUUAUUGACUAAAUAAAAUGGAUGACUGACUAAUAUUGGCGUAUAUAUAGGGAAGAUUAGCUAAUGUUAUUGAGAGAAGCCGAAUUUUAGAGAGGAGUGUAUGUGAUUAUGAACGCAUGAAAGUACUUUGCAUCCAUAAAUUACGUUAUGAAAUUAAAUUAAUAGGAUCCUGGAAAUUUUAAGAAAACGAGACACAUGUCGAGUUUAUGAACAGACUACACAUUCUUAUGGAAAUUGACUUUUCAUUGAUCCGUUUUUAUA
Molecule: messenger RNA, 1981 nt
Organism: Hyalella azteca
Lineage: Eukaryota; Metazoa; Arthropoda; Malacostraca; Amphipoda; Hyalellidae
Source: RefSeq, a predicted model, not a curated record